Armigeres subalbatus is the source of this 1678-nucleotide messenger RNA. It is a transcript of the gene Dus2, whose product is annotated as tRNA-dihydrouridine(20) synthase [NAD(P)+]-like. The record is from RefSeq and is a predicted model, not a curated record. Gene Ontology annotation, biological process: tRNA dihydrouridine synthesis. Bases 139 to 1521 code for a protein of 460 amino acids. The transcript has 5 exons. Gene Ontology annotation, molecular function: tRNA binding; tRNA dihydrouridine synthase activity. Gene Ontology annotation, cellular component: cytoplasm. NCBI's taxonomy places the organism in Eukaryota, Metazoa, Arthropoda, Insecta, Diptera, Culicidae.
UUUCUUUCACAUUAUUUGUUUUGAUCUGAUCGUUCCGUGAAAGUAAAACGUGUGCCGUGCGUGCGUUCUCCUUUGCUGGAAUUAUUUUUUUAAAUAUUUUGGUGAAAAUCUAUAGUUUUGGCCUGAUUAAACCGGAUUAUGGAGCGGACGUUGAACUACGAAAACAAAGUGAUUUUAGCGCCAAUGGUUCGAGUGGGAACGCUGCCAAUGCGGCUGCUGGCCUUGUCGUUCGGCGCGGAUAUUGUUUACACCGAGGAAAUCAUCGACUGGAAGCUGCUCAAGUCGGAACGGCGAGUUAACGACGUCCUCAAGACGAUUGACUAUGUGGAUAAAACAGACGGAACCGUCAUCUUUCGGACUUGCGAAAAGGAACGCGGCAAAGUGGUGCUUCAACUUGGGACUGCCAAUGCAGCCAGGGCCUUACAAGUCGGCAUAAAACUGCAAGGGGACAUAGCAGCUCUGGAUAUUAAUAUGGGCUGUCCAAAAGACUUUUCCAUCAAGGGUGGAAUGGGAGUGGCCCUGCUGUAUGAUCUGGACCGGGCCAAGGGCAUCCUCAAAACUUUGGUCGAUAAUCUGCACAUUCCGGUCACUUGUAAAAUCAGAAUCAUGCCAGAGUUGGAAAAGACCAUCCAGACAGUGCAGGAACUGGAGUCGACUGGUAUAGCGGCAAUUGCCGUGCAUGGUAGGACGAAAAUUGAACGUCCUCGGCAUCCGGUGCAUCCAGAGGUAAUUCGUGAAGUAGCAAAGAUAGCCAAAAUUCCGGUUAUUGCUAAUGGGGGAUCGCAGGAAAUGGCCAAGCGAUCUGAUAUCCUUAAAUUUCGGGAUGCGUGUGGGGCUUCCAGUGUCAUGGUUGCCAGGGCUGCACAAUGGAACUGUUCCAUCUUCCGCAGCGAGGGACCUUUGCCCAUAGAGGAAAUUAUCGAUCGGUACCUCCGGUUAGCGGUAGAGUAUGAUAACCCGCCUUCAAAUACAAAGUAUUGCGUUCAGAUGAUUUUGAGGGAUUUGCAAGAAUCAGAAAAAGGAAGAAAAUUCUUAGAUAGCCAAACUUUGGAACAGAUUUGUGAUGUGUUCGAUCUUGGACAGUAUUGUAGAGCAAAGCAGCUGGAAUACCACAAUGCUGGUAUACAGGGACGGAGGCAAGCUUGUCCUCGGAGGGAGGAAGAUGAGCAGGACGAAAAUUGUCCAUCGAAGAAAGUUAAACUGGAUAAUGGGGUAGACGAGGGUGUUAUUCAACACAACAUCAGUUUUAUCCGGGUAAAUUAUACCGAAGACAAAGAGCUACCGAAAAGUAAGCUGUACCUCUACACAGUGCGAAACAACUUGAAGCUGCCGAAGUACGAGAUGAUACACAAGGACAAGUUGUUCAGAGCAAUAGUUCAGGUGGGAGAUGCCAAAUACAGUAGCUCUUUCUGGGAGAAGAGUAAAAAAUAUGCAGAACAAUCGGCCGCUAUGACCAGUCUGCUGCACUUGGGCAUCGUUAGUAAAGAAAAUCUGAUAGAAAAUGGAUCUAUGAUAGGAUAAAACCAUUUUUAGAUUUGAUUUUGAGAUGCUAAAUUGAAAUUUUAUUUAAUUGAUAUUUCUGUUAAGUUUAUUUUACAUAAGUGUAAAUAUGUAGCAUACAUAGAUGUUUAACUAGGAAAAAGCUUAAACAAUUACGACAUUCAAACUGUGAACUGAA